This is a messenger RNA of Schistosoma margrebowiei, 2417 nucleotides long. The record is from the annotation of a GenBank genome assembly. Lineage: Eukaryota; Metazoa; Platyhelminthes; Trematoda; Strigeidida; Schistosomatidae.
UUUCAUUUGGAGUGUUGCGGUUCAUACGUAUUUUGCGCUACAAUCCUAGUACCAUGAGAAGGACAGCUGUAAUAAAUGCCAUACUUUAAAUGAGCAUUUAGAUAACCACUUGAGUCUAAAUUCAUUCAAGUUUGGAAAAGACAAGUAACUUUUCUGUGUCGAGAUCAGGAUUCCUUUUAUCAUCAAUCCAUUCGAACUGAGUCAACACAUUAGAAAUGAGUACUGAGAAUGCUUCAAAAAAUUGGGAGCUUACUUUGUAUGAAUUACAUCGUAAACCACAAGAGCCUAUUACCGAUGGAACAGUUAUUGCUGUUAGUCCAAGAAGCUUAAAGAGUGAACUAAUGUGUCCAAUAUGUUUGGAUAUAUUAAAAGUGACUAUGACAACGAAAGAAUGCUUACAUCGUUUUUGUUCUGAAUGUAUUAUCACCGCUCUUCGUAAUGGUAACAAAGAAUGUCCAACAUGUCGUAAAAAGUUGGUGUCCAAAAGAUCGUUAAGAAGAGAUCCAAAUUUCGAUGCGUUAAUUUCAAAAAUUUAUCCAAGUCGUCAAGAGUAUGAAGCACAUCAAGAUAAAAUUUUAGCACGUUUAAAUCGUCAACAUUUAAGUGCAGCAUUGACAAGAUCAUUGGAACAACAAUUAGGCUUAAAUGGCAACAACAAUACUACUGCCAAUAAUAGUAAUGGCAGUAGAUCACGAAAUUCAACCAACACUGGACGUAAUCAAACACUAGUCAAUAGUAAUGCUGGUAACGGCGGAACAAGUGAAGUACAUACAGAUGCUGGAAUAAGUGAAGAAGAAACACCGUCAAAUUUUAUGAGUAAUGGUGCUUGUUCAACAAGACGUGUCUCAUCUACAUCACAUCAAUUAACUAAUAAUUCGGAUACGGAAAGUGGAAUGGAUACAAAUUCAAUUGGCGAAAAUAGUUCUGUAUCCGAUUUACCAGUUUUGCAUUAUCGUAAUAAUACAUCAACUGCUUCUUCUAUGUUUACUACAACUGCUGGCGGUGCUGGUGAUUCAAAUCAUCCUCAUACUCAAUACAAUUGUUCCAUGGAUCGUAAUAUUAUUAAUAACAAUGAUAAUAGUAGUAGUAUUCUGCAUAAUAAUAAUAAUAAUUCAACUUCAUCUAUGUUAUCACCAUCUGUAUUUCCUGAAAUUGAAGUUUUAUUGAAACCACAUCCACGUUAUUCUUCGCAGUAUACCGCUUCUACUGCUAUGGUGUCAUCUACUUCAUGUAGUCCAUCUACAUCAACAGGACAUCGUAAUAACAAUAAUGCUAACAGUAGUAAUGGUAAUAGUAACCCUAAUAGUAAUUACAAUGACCAAGGAAAUGGCUUAAUCAAAUAUCUUAAAGCUCCGACAAUAACUACAGUUGAUCAUUUAUGUAGAUAUUUAACUGUACGUAUUAAUCUUCAAAGAAUAAACAGAGAAGUAUCUGAUGAAAGUGUUCGAUUCAUCUUAUACAGUUAUCAUGAAAGUACAAAUACUUAUCAAUUAUUAGAUUCCCAUAUGUCCAUUGAAGAAAUUAGUCGUGAUCAAUUUCAUGGAGUGAAUUGUCUUGAUUUAUAUUAUGCACGAGAUGAUAUCUUAGAUGAUAAUAAUAAUAAUAGUAAUAGUAAUAAUAAUAAUCGAUGAAGAAGUACAAAGAAAUACAAAAUUGAAUCAUAAUUUACAGUGAAUAUUGAGCUUCAGAAUUCAUUUAAAUAAUUGUCUAUAUAUGUCAUUCAUCAAUCGCUUAUUAAUAUUGACAUUAUAAACAUUAAUAGUUAUGACAACAACAACACUAACAACAACGCUGUCUCCCAUCAAUACAGUUAUAAAUUAUUUUUAAUGAUAUAUUUCUCUCUCAUUAUUACUCUUUAUAUAUAUUUGUUUGUAGUAUUUGACCGUUUUGUUGUGUUGUCUCCUUUGAUUUGAUUUCUUGGCUUUAGUUUUGUUAAUUUUCAUUUUGUUUGUUUUACUAUUGUGUUAUAUGUGUUUUGUGUAGUACCAAUCAUUAGUAGAUGACUGCCUACUAUUAAAAGCGACGUGUUGCAUCUAAUUAUUUUUAAAAAAAUGUAAUUAUGUUUCUUAUCUAAAAAGUUGUAAAUAUAUUUACUUUUGCACGGAUCAUCUUGGGUACUACUGAUAAACUAAGUUUUAGUAAUCUACAACUGAUACUGAAAAAAAUGUUAACAAAAUAUUUAUGUAUUAUUUAUAAUGAUGACUAAUUUCUGGAAUAUAUUUGUUGUUUUAAUUUAUGAGAUAUAUUCAUUAGUCUUUGACCCAUUGAUCGUUCACUCAUAAUCUUACCUCCUUUUUUGUAUACUUCUUUUCUGCAUACACAUAUAGCUACUUUGUACAGAAUUAUUUCAUUUUAAAAUCGAAAAUGUAUAAAUUUAUUGUUAUUAUUAAUAUACAAAAAUGAUUGUUUAUUAAGCG